Sphaeroforma arctica JP610 is the source of this 262-nucleotide messenger RNA. RefSeq lists its product as hypothetical. NCBI's taxonomy places the organism in Eukaryota, Ichthyosporea, Ichthyophonida. The annotation marks the transcript as partial. The record is from RefSeq and is a predicted model, not a curated record. The transcript has a single exon.
CGAUGCCCUCAAGGACACACCUGAAGUGGCUGCCACGUCUCAGAGUACCGCAGGACAAAGCGAGUCUGAAAUUGGAGGACAGUUCGGUAUCAAACUGCGCGUGUGGACACCAGGGCCAGCGGCGGAGAGUGCGUUGUUGGCGCAGAUAGCGGCCAGGACAAACCAGGCCAUAGUGGAGUAUCUGAUGGAGAAGACAUGCGAGAGUGUGCCUGUGGUUCUUGAUGAGGCGUGCGAGGCGGUAGAGGUGUGUUAUUUGCUGUGA